ACAGGGUUUAUUAUGAUGACCUAUUUUUUUUACAUAAGAGCCAUUCCUCUGCAGCUUCUGAGCUACUUACAAUCUCCUCUCUGUCAGUAUCAGUUACUGAUACUUCCUAAAACACCAGCAGGUGUUGAGUACUGAUAAGUAUUUUGAACUAGUUCUGCCACUGUCAUUGUCCUUCAGUGUCCUUAGGACCACUCUGUGCAGACUGCAUAGUGCUGCAGCAACUGAACUCAAGUAAUUUAUUCUCAUUGGAUCCACACUGCAGACAGUGCUGUUCCUGUUGAAGACAGCUUUUUGCCGAUGAGCUCUCGUGACACAACAGCCACUUCUGUGUCUGAGACCUUGUAUUUGCAGUCUGUGGGAAGAGCUGCUGCUCACUGAGAGAAUCUCCUGAAGGGAAGUAACUGAGUUAUGUCUGCAGAACUUCUGGCCGUAACCAAGAUGGGGAAAAUUAAACAGUGCUCUCCCAGCUGCAGGCAGCUUUUCUAUUUUCUGCUUGCACAAUUCCUAGUGAGUAUUUCUAUUGGUGUUUAUUUUUACCGUCUUUCUGUUUUAAGACAAGUGAGCCACUUUCUUACUGUCACUGUAUUUCUACCAAUCAAAUUACUGCCCGCAACCCAUUAAGGGAAUUUAUCUCAAAACAGUAACUUUUGCUGAAGAGAUGCAGAAGUUCCCCGCACAGCCCGUGACCCGCUGCUGCAGCUCCGUGCUCUGCUCUCACUCGGCUGUGCAUGUUCCACUCAGAGAAGCCAACGGGCAGAAGCAACGUUCAGAACCAGACGGUGGAAAGCGUUCGGCCGAAUGACUAACAAUGGAACAGACACGUUCCCCAACCAUUCAACGUUUUGGUAACAAAAACCACCAGCUUCACUCCUUUAGCUUCCUAAACGGGUAUUAGAAUAGCUCUGCCCGGCCUCACCUCGCUCCGAUUUUGGCUUUCCGCUUUUGGCUUUCCGCAUAUGACACGCCAGCACCCGCGGUCACGAUCGGACCGGCAGCAGGGAGCCGCUGCCCACCACCCACAGCGCGCGGUCGCCCGACGCCGCCCCCCCGCCCGGCGCAGCCCCGUUCCGCGGCGCUAGGUGAAGGCAGCCCCCGCCCGCGCUGCCCCGCUGCCCGCCACACUUCCUCCGCGCCCCGCUCCGCACUUCCUGCCCCCCGCCCGGCCGCCAGCACCGCCCUCCCCGCGGGAGGUGCCGGGGGCUGCGGGGGGCGCGGCAGCGGCCGCCUUCCUGCUCCGGCCGAGGCAGCCCGGCGCCGGAGCGCGGUGAGGUGGAAAUACCUGCCCUCCUUGCUUAGUGGAGUCCAGCUGAGAGCUGUUACAUUACUGCAGUGAAGAUCUUGAGAACAGCUGCUGAGGAAUGAAGUCUCCACCUCUUCUCGUGGCCUCUCUCCUGGCAUGCAUCAUUGUUUUGGGUUUCAAUUACUGGAUUGCAAGCUCUCGCAGUUUGGAUCUACAGAGUCGGAUCAUGGAGCUGGAAGGCAAGGUCCGCAGGGCAGCAGCAGAGAGAGGCGCCGUGGAGCUCAAGAAGAAUGAAUUCCAGGGAGAGCUGCAGAAGCAACGAGAGCAAAUUGAUAAAAUACAGUCCUUGCAUACCUUCCAAAUGGAAAAUGCCAACAGAGCACACUGGGAAGAGAAGGCAGUGCUGAUGAAUAACAUCACAACAAAUGAACGAUUGAUCCAGAGUCUACAAGAACAUUUGAAAGAGUUACAGACAGAGUAUGGAAAGCUGCAGCUGGAUGUUUACCGGUUUCAGAAGAACCAGACUAACCUUCAGAGAAAAUUCUCAUACGACCUGUCACAGUGCAUCAACCAGAUGAAAGAAUUAAAAGAACAAUGUGAAGAAAGGAUAAAUGAGAUAGCAAAAAAAGACAGUGAUGUACCACAAGUCAAAAAAAAUAAAGACUUCUCAGAAGAUUCAAAAAGAAGCACCCAGGCUGAUGGUCAGUUGUCAGCUCCAAAACAACCUGAGUUCAAGCAGACUGAUUUGGAACAGCAGAGAGCCAAUGAAGACGUGCCAAAAGCAGUGCCUACAAUAAAAAGGACAGAUGCUCUGCAGCCUAAUGAAAGAGCGAAUGGCCUUGCUGCCAUCAGAAAAGAGGACUCCAAAGCAGAGGAGGAGAAGCUCUCUGUUGAACUGAAACGGCCACAGGGUUUGGCUAUGGCUGGCACAGGCCGUAAGGAGAUGCCCCCUGAGUCAGAGAAAGAACUGAAUCCAGCUGAAGAUGGAAAAAACAUAGCUGAGCAAGAGGCACCACAGCCAGCUGCACAACAGAUUGCUGAGGAGGUGGAGAGGGAGCAGCUCCUCAAUUAUGAUGCUAAGCAGAGCGACUCGCCUCUUGGACAGGCUGACCAGCAAGCACGUGAAGCACUGAGUGAGGACAAAGAUGUUGACUACAAUUUAGAUGAGAAUGAAGCUGAAUCAGAAACAGACAAGCAAGCAGCACUUGCAGGCGUUGAAACUGUUCAAAAUUCUCAAGAAAAAAUGUGAAGAACCACUUGACCAAACUGGAGCACGUCAGAGGCUGUGAACAAGGGAAAUUUGUGAUGCAUCUUAAUCAACUCUUCCUAUAAAUGCAGCAGUGACCAGAGCAAAGUGAUUUAAGAAUGUUUGAUUAUCUUUUCGAGGCUUUGAUAAAGGCUCAAAUGAA
Messenger RNA from Phasianus colchicus (ring-necked pheasant), 2649 nucleotides. RefSeq names its product golgi membrane protein 1 (gene GOLM1). Lineage: Eukaryota; Metazoa; Chordata; Aves; Galliformes; Phasianidae. The record is from RefSeq and is a predicted model, not a curated record. Gene Ontology annotation, cellular component: Golgi apparatus.